Lacerta agilis (Sand lizard) is the source of this 3068-nucleotide messenger RNA. It is a transcript of the gene TMEM59, whose product is annotated as transmembrane protein 59. The record is from RefSeq and is a predicted model, not a curated record. The coding region runs from base 16 to 999 and encodes 327 amino acids. Lineage: Eukaryota; Metazoa; Chordata; Lepidosauria; Squamata; Lacertidae. Gene Ontology annotation, cellular component: lysosome; late endosome. The transcript has 8 exons. Gene Ontology annotation, biological process: positive regulation of autophagy.
GGUUGGCGACUCAAGAUGGCGGCACUGCGGCCGGGCCGUUUGGGGCUGGGGUCUCUUCUCCUGCUGCUGCUCGCUGUGGGCGACGAAGCGGCCCGACCCGAAUUAGAGCCUGUUCCGGAGUCCCUCUCCGAGUCUUUCGAGCCGGCGCUGGGGAACACCGCCCCUUGCCAGCGGACCUGCCAGAGCACCUACCCGCUCCAUACUUACCCCAAGGAAGAAGAGCUCUAUGCCUGUCAAAGGGGCUGCAGACUCUUCUCCAUUUGUCAGUUUGUGGAUGAUGGGAUUGAUUUGAAUCGGACCAAGUUGGAAUGUGACUCUGCAUGUUCUGAGGCAUAUACCUCUCAGUCUGAUGAACAAUAUGCCUGCCGUCUUGGAUGCCAGAAUCAGUUACCGUAUGCUGAACUGAGACGAGACCAUCUCAUGUCCUUAAUGCCAAGAAUGCAUCUUCUGUUCCCCCUUACGCUUGUGAGAUCAUUCUGGAGUGAUAUGAUGGAAACAGCCCACAGCUUCAUCACCUCCUCAUGGACUUUCUACCUUCAAGCUGAUGAUGGCAAAAUAGUAAUAUUCCAGUCAAAGCCAGAAGUUCAGUACAUUGAAAGUCCUGGUCAGGAAACACAGGAUUCAAAAGAACCAUCAUUUCGCAAAGCAUCUUUAGAUCUGCAGCCAGGAGGUCCACAGUCACACAAGGGAUUCUUCGACGAGGAUGAAAGUGAUAACUUCUUCAAAUGUGUUUCAAUAAAUUCUGGCUGGAUACUGACAACCACACUUGUCCUUUCUGUACUGGUGUUGCUCUGGAUUUGUUGUGCAACUGUUACUACUGCUGUGGAGCAAUAUGUUCCAUCUGAGAAGCUGAGUAUCUAUGGGGAUUUGGAAUACAUGAAUGAACAAAAACUGAAUCGAUAUCCAACUUCUGCUCUCAUUGUGGUUAAAUGCAAGGCUGAUGAAGAAGAAGCUGGACCUCUACCUACGAAAGUUAACUUGACUCAGUCAGCAAUAUAGAUUUAAAAAAUGAAUUCAUUAUCUUAUUCUAAGACUUCUGUUAACUUUGGUGACUUUUUCCAAUGAAGAGGCUUGUGCACGGGUAGUCAAAGUUCAGAUUCAAAUAAAGUUACAGAAUUGAUUACUGUUAUACUGUCAUGGAAUUCAGUCUCAUUUUCCACGAGUAAAGGAAAUUGUGUUGAGCAAAUGGGGUUUGUAGAGCAUUUACAUUUAUUUGCAUCUUUUUUUUGCUUACCAAAAAUCAUAAGUAUUGUCUAUACAUUAAGGUUGUGGUAUUUUCAAAUUAUGAACAUCUGUUGGUAUCAGAAUGUAUAUUUGGAAUCUUGUUUCUAAUAGUGUAAGGAUUUUUUGUGGUCAAAGAUGCCUUUUAAGUUGUCUUCUCAGCUGUGGAUAAAUGAAACUAACAUGUAGAAUUGCUUAGAAAUCCUUAGUGUUUCAAAUGGCUCAUUUUCCACAAUAAGAGUACAUUUUUGUUGACCUUUGUGCCAGUUUCUGGCACUGAAGUACUGUGGGUCAGAAAUAAAACUUUAAUAUAUAGAGGAAUCUAUUAUGGUGUCACUUCUGUAUCCUAAAACAAAUAAACUUCCCUGACUUUCAUUUGCUACAUUUGUCGGCUCAGAGAGGUGACUAAUUUAAACAACAACAACCUUUCCCUAAAAAACAGGCAACAUUGGUGGCAGACAAAAAUUUCUAUGUAUAUUGGACAUUGGUAUAUUUGACAUUGACUUGUUCAUAAGAAGUCUCUUGACUCUCACUUCUUCACACACCAGUUGAAAUUGAUAAAUACUACUUUCAAUUUUAAACUAGCCAAACUUCCCUCUUAUGUAGAUGCCAGCCAAGAUCUGAAACCAUGGUUUGAUCCUGGCUUGUGUUCGCUAUACAGAGCUGUUGCUAGGAUCUGUUAGUUCAAAACUGAAAUAAAAAGUUUUCAAUUUCUUCCUCAAAGCAGGGAAGAUACUCACAAGCCCAAGGAUGUUGGAACUCAUUCUUGAAAUAUAUAAUCAUGGUUUUCCACUAUGCAUAAACUCAGACACAGUUUACACUUAACCCGUUCUGGGACAUGGUCAGCUUUUAAAAACCUACUUAAUGAAUAAGAAUACAUCAUUACAUUGAUGCUUGUGACUAAACAAAUGUCUUGUCUAAUACAAUUUUAUAAAUCAGUACUUUCCAGGAGAGUUUGCAAGUUCUAAUUUAUUGUUAAUAUAAUUCUAAAUGUGUUGCAUUGGGAAUCUUAUUUCAGUAUUUUUUUUACAAGUGCUCUAAAAAUAUUUAAUGUUUUAAAAUUUAUUUUACCCUUGCUAAUUGGUAAAAACGUUCUGGAAAAUUAUAAGCAUCUUUAUUCGGUUUACUGAAGUGUCCAUGCUUCAAGUAAAUGACGAACAACAGAAGAGGCAACUAUUGUAAACUCUAUGGUAAAGUGAAAAGCCAAUAAAAUUGGUAUGCCAUUCUCUAUAAAUAUCACUUGAGAGCAUCUCUGCAUUAUUAUAAAGCUGAUAAUUCUCUAUUACAGUGGUGGUAGAAAAUGAGGUUUUCUGUCUAAAUGUUGAUCAAUGGGAGCCUAAUAUAAUAACUUGCAAGGGCAAUCAUUAAACAAGUUAUAUUGCUGUGGUUUCAUCUAGUCAAUACAAAUUUUGAAGUUUAAAACUUGCCCUAUUUCUUAAAGUGACACUCCUUUAUCAAUCUGUGAAAUAGUUUCUUUCAAGCAACUUUUGCAACUCAGUUGCUGUUUGUGUUGUACGACAACUUCUGCAAUGCCAAUUGUCUUGAUUUUUCACUUGCUGGGCUGAAAUACUGUUGCAUUAUGCACCAAUUACUUCAACUACAUUUGUUUUAACUUAUACAUUUGUUUUUCAUUUGGAUUCUUGUUUUAGGAGAUGCCUUUGCAAAAUAAUCCAGACUAUAUACAGUAAAGGUUAAAUGGACUGAAAUGUAGUACCCUUACUUUGAAGAUUUAGUAUUGUUGAACUAAGGAUUCCAUGUUGCUAUGAUGUUACUGGAUUCUUCUCUCACUGUGACAACUUGAGCUGAAAUCUGUUUAAAGGUCUACAAUAAAUCAAUGGCUAAAAGAA